Mesorhabditis spiculigera is the source of this 243-nucleotide messenger RNA. The record is from the annotation of a GenBank genome assembly. Lineage: Eukaryota; Metazoa; Nematoda; Chromadorea; Rhabditida; Rhabditidae.
AUGCAAGGCGCGCUGAUCGGGGCCGUGCUGGGCCCGUGCAUCACGUGGUACUCAAUUCGAAACAUGAGUACCGUGGCGCUGUAUGAUAAAUGCUACAAGUUGAGAUUCGACAACCAACAACUCUGGCUCGACCGGACAACUGUGAUUUCGGGCGCUGUCGGUGCGCUGUCGAACGGAAGUCUCGGCUUCAUCGUCGGCCUCGACCUCGCCCUUGUCAUGAGCAACCUGAUGGGCCGUGCCUGG